Messenger RNA from Cataglyphis hispanica, 1978 nucleotides. It is a transcript of the gene Zasp66, whose product is annotated as PDZ and LIM domain protein 3. The record is from RefSeq and is a predicted model, not a curated record. NCBI's taxonomy places the organism in Eukaryota, Metazoa, Arthropoda, Insecta, Hymenoptera, Formicidae. The coding region runs from base 323 to 1384 and encodes 353 amino acids. Gene Ontology annotation, molecular function: actin binding; muscle alpha-actinin binding. Gene Ontology annotation, biological process: muscle structure development; actin cytoskeleton organization. The transcript is spliced from 10 exons. Gene Ontology annotation, cellular component: filamentous actin; stress fiber; Z disc.
CUCUCUCUCUCUUUAUCUAUCUUUUCCUCUCUCACGGCUCAGAGCUCUGUCAAAGUCGGCAUAUAGUCGGCAAGUGCUACAGUUGCAGCUGCUAUCUCAGUAGUGAAGCAGAGCGACUACGAUCCGAGAGACCUACCUCGUUCCCGCCGUUUCGCGCGACGUAUUUUCUUCUAUAAAAAUCCUUCUCCCUCUUGUGAGAUUUUUUCUUCAUUCUGUUUACGUAGUGCAUUUGUGAUUGAUUGAUUGAUUAUUUAGGUGCUUGUUGUCGUGGUGAUUGUUGUUGUUAUUAGUGGUGGUGAACUAACUGAACCGAGUCUAGAGCAUGACGAGAAGGCACACGGUGAUCGUAAAGCUCAAGAGAUCCAGCACAGGCAGGCCUUGGGGCAUAAGGAUCGCUGGAGGCGCCGAUUUGAACACGCCGAUCGUCGUCACCCGCUCGGAGAAUGAGGCGCUCCAGAGGGGUGAUGUGAUCAAGAAGAUCGACGAUUAUGACACGCGCGACAUGAGGCAUGUAGACGCACAGAACCUUCUCCAAAACUCCGAAACCAUAAAGCUAGUCGUCGAAAGGUCUGAGUCGUCGAGAGCCACGACAUCAUCACGUAUUACCACCGACACUACUAUCACCAAGUCACCAUCCACAGUUUUCAAGUCGAUCUUUGGCGACGGGGCUGCGGUCACUAGUCUGUAUAAACAGCCGAAGGAGUAUCCCCAGGAAUUACCGAAAAGCCCGGUACCGCCGCCUUCAGUUGAGGAAUACGUAUCGACAUCGAGUCCCGACUAUACUGUUCGCAGCACGAUCAUUUUGCCGCAUGAUCAUCUUGACGAGAUCCGCGAAGAGAGGGUUCAUUUGUCCCAGCCUUACCGCACGACUCCUUUGGUCUUGCCAGGUGCUAAGGUCAAGAAGGAUGCCCCUCUCGGUGAAUGCUACCUGCGACAUCAUCCGAAUCCGAUGAUCAGGGCGGCGCCCCAUCAUUACGAGCCGUAUCAUCCUGAAGUUGCUAUGAAACAAAAGGUGGCGGAAACGGUACUUCAGCGUGUCACCGGACCGAAUGAAGUUCCAAAGAUUGUCCAUAAACAAUUCAACUCGCCAAUCGGGCUCUAUUCGGAACAAAACAUUGCGGACACCAUCAAGUGCCAAGCGUCUGCCAUACCCCUGAAGAAGCCGGUGAAAUACGACCCGAGUAAGAGCGAGGCGUACAAGGCUCUACAGGAGGAGGAACACGGGGACCAGGUGCAGGAGGUCAGGCAACCGGCUCGCACCGGCGUCUUCACACCGCAGAAAUCGAACAAGAUAUACCAGACUCCACCGAAAAGUCCUGCAUACGGUGGAUAUAGACGUCCCUUUCCCCUCCCUUUUGUUAAGGAUCUCAUCAACGACUAUUAAAAUUUUUGCAGAAACUUAUGAACGUGCUCGACGACGAAGGCGAGAAGAUUCAUCAAAGUAAUAGCUUCAAGAGGAUCAUGUACAGUGUGCUGGGACAGACCGAUUAUUAAAAGCCGAACUGACGCUAUAAAUGUACUACCAUUUAUUUAUGUUAAAUAAAUCCAUAUUUUAUUUAUUGUAUUACGCAAUAAACGAAUUACGCGUGAGAACGAAUGUCGAACAAAAUCUCUUUUAACUGAGAUUGCGCGUGUUUAGCAAUUGGAUUAUAUUUUUUAGAGAAGCGAGCUUAUUAAGUGCAUAUACGUUAAAAUCUAUAAAAGCGCUAAUUGAUAAAUUGCACUCGACAUUCAUGCUUGCCGGAUAAAACAAUGCCAUGUAUUUUUAAGCGUAGUUAAUAAUAGUUAUUUUAAAACACAUCGUUAGUACGCGGGGCUUACAGUCUUAUUUUACUCGAGAUUAAUAUUUUUUGCUAGCCUGCACUAAGAGCUUACUCUUUCCUCUCUGCAUCUCGAUGUAUUUAUUUUUUGACGAUCUAUUUACACACUGUAUUAUAUUUUUAACGUUAUGCACAAUGAAAAAUUAAUUUUCACAAAA